UUUGCUCGGGGCACACAGUCGGCGAGGCCGGCCAGACAAGAUGGAGUUGGUGCAGGUCCUGAAGCGCGGGCUGCAGCAGGUCGGCGGCCACGGUGGCCUCCGCGGCUACCUCCGAGUCUUGUUCAGGGCCAAUGACGUGAGAGUUGGUACCUUAGUGGGGGAAGACAAAUACGGAAACAAGUACUACGAGGACAACAAGCAGUUUUUUGGCCGUCAUCGAUGGGUUAUAUAUACAACAGAAAUGAAUGGCAAAAACACAUUCUGGGAAGUGGAUGGAAGCAUGGUGCCUCCUGAAUGGCAUCGUUGGCUUCACUGCAUGACCGAUGAUCCUCCAACAACAAAACCACCCACUGCCCGGAAAUUCAUUUGGACAAACCAUAAAUUCAACGUGAGUGGCACGCCUGAACAGUACGUACCUUAUUCUACCACCAGAAAGAAGAUUCAGGAGUGGGUCCCUCCUUCAACGCCUUACAAGUAGCAACCUUGAAACCCUGUUUCACUCUGUAAAAUAUGAGGCUUUUCAUGUAGUUGCACUUUCACUGUUUAUCACUAAUGAUUAAAAUUGCUUACCCAA
This is a messenger RNA of Ochotona curzoniae (black-lipped pika), 574 nucleotides long. RefSeq names its product NADH:ubiquinone oxidoreductase subunit A12 (gene NDUFA12). Gene Ontology annotation, biological process: mitochondrial respiratory chain complex I assembly; response to oxidative stress. Gene Ontology annotation, cellular component: membrane. The transcript has 4 exons. The record is from RefSeq and is a predicted model, not a curated record. Bases 41 to 478 code for a protein of 145 amino acids. NCBI's taxonomy places the organism in Eukaryota, Metazoa, Chordata, Mammalia, Lagomorpha, Ochotonidae.